CCGCGCGCAGCUCCUUCUUCAACGCGCUCGUGCCGAUCGCAGGAGAGCGCAGCCGGACUCGGGGACGAGCAUCAGCUCAAGGUUGUCGCUGCUCAGAAUUGAACAUCAAGGUCAGGAGAAGAGAAACCUGGGCAUCAGGUCUGGUGUCAUUCCACGCUCGACUGAGAUGAACUGAAACCCGGCAGCGCGGCACGCAGGCGAAUCUUCUUCUCUGGAUUUCGAGCCCCUCCUUUCCCUCCGGCACGGAGCGAUGGCGUCGCCGUGGCGACCUGGAUCGACCCUCCUGCUGGGCUUCCUCUGCUGCAUCAGCACCUUCCGCCCGGCCGCUCUCCUCGACAUCCCUCUCGAGGUGUUAGCUCAAGUGAACAUUGAGCAGCUCCCCACCAUCACGCAGCAGUCUCCCGCCUCCAUGAUCGCGUUCCCCUUCGACGAGAGCUUCACCAUGAGGUGUGAGGCCAAAGGGAACCCUGAGCCAGAAUACAGAUGGACGAAGAACGGCCAGUACUUCGACCCCUCCCUGGACCCCAGGAUCACGAAGGAGGACGAGUCGGGCUCCUUUAUCAUCACGAACAACGGCAACGUCACCGAGCAUCAGGGCCGUUACCGAUGCUACGCCUCAAACAAGCUGGGCACCGCCAUGUCGGAGGAGAUUGAGUUCGUCGUGCCCCAUGUUCCGAAGUUCCCCAAAGAGAAGAUCGACCCCAUUGUAGUGAAAGAGGGCGACCCCGUCGUCCUGGAAUGUAACCCUCCCAAGGGGAUCCCACCUCUGCAGAUCUACUGGAUGACCUUAGGGCUGCAGCACAUCGAGCAGGAUGAGCGGGUGUCCAUGGGUCUCAACGGGAACCUCUACUUCUCCAACGCGCUGCAGAAGGACAGCCGUCGCGACUACUGCUGCUACGCCGCCUUCCCCAGGAUCCGCACCAUCGUGCAGAAGACAGCCAUGUCCGUCGUGGUGCAGAGCACCAAGUCUGUAAGUGGCUCAGAGUCAGAAGCCAGUGCCAAUGCCAUCUUGGAAAGGAAGCCGAGUCUUCUGGUGCCAUCUGGUGUUCGGACCGAGAUCAGGCUGGUCAAGGGGGAAGAGAUGCAGCUGGAAUGCAUUGCAGAAGGAUUCCCCACCCCAAAAAUAGAAUGGACCAAAAUGGGCAAAGGGCUCCCAGAGCGAGUGAGCGUACAGAACCAUGGCAAACUGCUCACUGUGCUGCGAGUCCAAGAGGAAGAUAACGGGAAAUACAUGUGCAGGGCCAGGAACGCCCACGGGGAAGCUGAGCACUACUUCCACGUAACAGUGGAAGAGCCACCAAAAUGGAUUUCGAUGCCGGAGAGCACCAUCGCAACAGUUGGGACUGAAGUCAGGAUUAAUUGUGUGGCCGCUGGUUUUCCCCAGCCCUCGACGGUGUGGAGGGUCAAUGGACAGUCUCUAAACGAUGUGCCGGCAUCCAACAGAAAGGUGUUUGAUGAUGCCAUCGUCCUGCACAACGUGAAGCCCAGCGACAGCGCUGUGUACCAGUGCGAAGCCUCCAACCGGCACGGGACCAUCCUCGCCAAUGCCAACAUCCUGGUCAUGAACCUCCCUCCCAUGAUCCUGACGGAGGACUCGCAGGAGUACGCCGCCGUGGUGGGGAGCAGUGUGAUCAUGCACUGCAAGGUCUUCAGCUCCCCAGCCUCCACAAUCAUGUGGACCAAGGAUGACACGGAGAAGUCGGUGGAGGGAGAAAGAUUUUCUGUUCACGACAACGGCUCCUUGGAGAUCCGCAGCGUCCAGAAGGAGGACAUGGGACAGUACACGUGUUUUACCACAAACAUAGAGGGCAAAUCAGCCAUCACAGCCAUCCUGGAUAUAAAAGAUCCUACGCAGAUAGUGGAGCCGCCGCAGGACCUGCGAGUGCUCAGAGGGACCACGGCUCAGCUCACAUGCCAAGCGGAGUACGACAGGAGCCUGAGGGGCAGUUUCGGCAUCCUGUGGGAAAAGGACGGCGCCGAGCUGGUGCUGAACCUCACCGAGAGUACCGGGUACAUUGUGGAUGAGGGGCUACUGCAGAUCAUUAAUGUAACUCACAGAGACCAGGGCGUGUACACCUGCACAGCCAGAACCUUGCUGGACCAGGACAGUGGCUCUGCACAUCUCAUAGUGCUGGAUGCGCCCGACUCUCCGGCUGACCUGGUCCUGUUUGAGCACAAGGACAGGAGCGUGAGGCUCAAGUGGGUGCCGGGGGACGACCACAACAGCUCCAUCACCGAGUUCAUCGUGGAGUACGAGGAGAGCCAGUGGGAGCCCGGCAGGUGGAAGAAGCUCAGCCAGGUGCCGGGGACGCGCACCUCGGCCCUUCUCAAGCUGCACGGGCACGUGGACUACCGGUUCCGCGUGUCGGCCGUCAACGGCGUGGGCAGGGGGGAGCCCAGCGAGCCGACGGGAAGAUACAAAACCCCGCCUUCAGCUCCAGACAAAAACCCUGAAAACAUCACAGUGGAAGGUCAUUUGCCAGACGAGAUGGCUAUUAACUGGGAGCCACUUCCACCAAUCGAACACAACGGCCCGGGCCUCGAGUACAAGGUGAGCUACCGGCGUAUGGGUACCGACGAAGACUGGAAGGAGCAGGUGGUCAAGAGGCACUCCUUCAUUGUGAAGAACACCCCCACGUUCGUCCCGUACGAGGUCAAGAUCCAGGCGAGGAACCACCAGGGCUGGGGUCCGGAGCCAAAGGUGGUGAUCGGCUACUCUGGAGAAGACUUUCCCUCCGGAGCCCCUGACGACGUGGCCGUGGAGGUGAUGAACAACACGCUGGUCAAGGUCACCUGGACACGCGUUCACAAGGACAAGGUGCAUGGCCACCUGGGAGGCUACAGGGUGAACUGGUGGAGGCUGCGGAGUUUGCUGCAGUCCAAGAAGGGCCACGGUGAGAAGCACUCGCUCACCUUUUCAGGGGACCGAACCCACGUGCUGGUGCCAGGGUUGCGACCCUUUUCUGAGUACAGCCUCACCGUCAUGGCUUUCAAUGGGCGCGGAAAUGGGCCCGGUAGUCACCCGGUGACCUUCAAAACCCCGGAGGGAGCCCCUGAGCAAAUCCCAAUUCUGAGGGCCACCAACGCCCAGAGGAAUUCCAUCACACUCGUGUGGGCGCCACCGCUGGAGGCAAACGGCAUCCUCACAGGCUACCUGCUGCAGUUUCAGCUCAUCAACGACACCAAUGAUGUGGGCAGCCUGCAGUCGGUGAACAUCACCUCUCCUGAUACCAACAAGUGGGUGCUGCAGGACCUGGAGCUGCUCAGCCGCUACAAGUUCUACUUGAGAGCCUGCUCCAGGGUGGGUUGUGGGCCACCCAUCAGCGAAGAGAGCGCCACCGUCCCGGAAGCUAAUGUCUCCCCAGCUACACCUGCACAACCUACUGUCGGCCUCAGACAGUCCACCACUCUCUCUCCUCCAAGCACCACCACAUUCCCAAUGGCCAAUGUCACACUCCCUUCAUUAGUCCCGGCCCUGUUGAACAUUAGCUCCUCUGUUAGUGACAACUUUGCGAAAAUCAGCUGGAUUCCAGGGAGGGAGCAUAAGGACUCAGAGUUCUAUGUUGCGUAUAAGAAUAACCGUAAAGGUAACUGGAAGAUUUCCGAGGCAGUAAACACGUCUAAGACUUUCCACAUCAUUCACGGCCUCGAACCUGGGACCGUGUACACUGUGCGCCUUGUGACUAAGAAUGGGCUUGAUAAUUCUAGUAUUUUUGAAGACGUUAUCAAGACCAGGGGGACAGGUCUGGCCAGCAUGCAUGGAGGGAUAGCCACACAAAGUUGGUUCAUCGGAUUAAUGUGUGCAGUCGCUCUUCUCACCCUUAUUGUCUUAAUUGCCUGCUUCAUCAAUAGAAACAAAGGGGGCAAAUAUUCCGUAAAGGAGAAAGAAGACCUGCAUCCAGAUGUUGAAUCCCAGGGUAUGAACGACGACACGUUCUGCGAAUACAGCGACAAUGACGAGAAGCCGCUCAAAGGCAGCCUGCGGUCCCUCGGUGGUGACAUGAAGGCCGCGGACAGCGGCGACAGCCUUGUGGAUUACGGAGACGAGGACGGUCAGUUCAAUGAGGACGGCUCCUUCAUCGGCGAGUACGCCGGGCGCAAGGAGCGCUGCUCCGCGGAAGUCAAGGGGACCGUGCCUAUCACCGCGUGAGGACGUGGUGGGGGGGGGGGGUGGGGGUGGCUACGCCAUCCAUCUUGGGGACAACGCCGUAAUGCAAUUUGUGGGGAAGGGAAAAGGAAAUAAAUGGCUUAAUCUAUGUGAAGCACAAUUUCACGUGGAAAUUAAAGUGUUCUUGUCGGCCACACAGCCCCCCGAUCCUGUGCGGCUCAGUUGUACCCGCCACACUGUUACAGAUUUGCAACCAUUCCCAAAAUAUAUAUAUAUUAUAUACAUAUUACCAGCUUGUUUUAUAUCACUGUAGACCAUUUUUGCUGCCUUUUUUAAAUGCAGCAACUGUUUGUACUCCACUCGAAAUACCGAAACGAAAGUUGUUUGGUUGUUGUUGCCUAUGCAGCCUGGCCUUUUCUUCCCAGGUUUCCAAGCCUACAUUUCCCAUAUAGCAUGCAAGUGUUUUUGUGAAUAUAUGUAUUCUGUGUUUUUUUUUUUUCUUUGCAGCCAAGAAUGUUAAUAGAUUUUAUAUUUGAGGUAUAAACAUUAAAUGCCAUUUAAUGAGCGAACACGAUCGUUUACUCGCGGCACGUUUUACAUGGGUGUACUCAGAAAGGGCGGAAUGGGUUGAGCUUUUUUUCCAAUGGGUCAGACUUAUGAAUAAGCAGAGUGAAAAUUUUCAAGAACAGAUUUUAGUGUGAGGAAUUCCAGAUUUUUGUGGAGGGGGUUGUUAACUGAAAUGUAACCAUAUAUUUUCUAUUUAGGUUGCGCCUAUUUUUGUUAAUAUUUUGUCCAUUUUAUUACCUAGCUGUACAUUUAAUAUAAAAUAUCAAUUGUCAGAGGACUGUUUUUAUUCAAAGGUCUGUUCGAAGUCAUAGUUACACAUUCAUUUGAGGCAUUACUAAAAUGGCAGCGGCUGAUGGCAACAAACUGUAUAGUCCCUUACUCAAUACAUUCCUGAUUUCCUUCCGUUUUCCACACACUUUUUUCGACUGCAGCGUAUUUUAUGUUGAGAUACUUACUUUGCCAUGUGAACUGACCACGCAGUUUCAUCCAUGAAGUGCACUAAUUCAAAAAUGUCACAGUAUUUUUCAGCGUUUUAUUUAUGAUCUCACACUCUGACAUUAAUAGGUGUUUUAAACUCUUGCAAACAGGUAUAAUUCAGUGCCAGUCAAAAGCUUGAGUACACUUACCGAAACAAGGUUUUCUUUCAAAAUUGUCAACGUUUUACAGCAUAUACAGUAAGUUGGUCUUGGGCAGCAGAUUAAUUGAAAUGUGAUGUUUAUUUGAUGCUUUUAGCUCCAUUCAGGGUAAGUACCUUGCUCAAGGACACCCCAGAAGAAGGUGAGACUUGAUCUUGCACCCUUUGGAACCAAAGGUGGUAGCUGUAACCUUUAUGCCACCUGUUACCCCCUCAAAGUCAAAACUUACAUUGUUCAUAUACAGUUAUACAGUUUAAUGAACAUGUAUUCACAGAAAACUUGGUUUCAGGUAUUUUAUGUUCUUCAAAUACAACUUUGACCAAUGUAUGCAUCAUUUUGUCCUUUCAAAAGCCCUCCUUUUCACUUAUAUUUUGCAUCUUCUAAUUUUGGUGGGAAAAAAGAAAAGAAACAUGGAAUGCCCAUACUCAGCCCUCAGGGAAGGUAUUUAAGGAGCUCCCAGAUUCUUCAAAUGUCAGUCUGUUUGAUUUGUCAAAAGCGUUUAUUUGUCAUCAUAUUGCCAGCAACUUUACAUCUGAAUUUCUAGAAAUUAACAUUAGUUGAUCAGAUUCUAUUAAUGCUUGUAAUAGGAUGUUUGCACUUAAAAGCUAAAAAUAUUGAUGAUGCAUGACAUAGUAUAGAAAAAAAUAAUAUGUUUGUGUAUGCUUUUAGCCACUACAUUGGACAUAUCAUAUGUUGAAACUUUUUCUGAAUGUUACAGCAAAGUACUGCAGUCUUACACAAUGACACAGGAGGGUCAAUAGCAAAGAAUUUGUUUAGUUUCUUUUUUUCUUGUACCUAAGGAUGUGCAAACACUAUUUUUUUUUUUCAUUUCUUUGAUAUUCAUUACUACAUUAUGAAAACAGAAUGGCAGGGAGAGAAAAAAUGGAAAGGCGGUGUCCUGAUGUACAGCAUAAACAGGUGCACCAGUGUAUGUAACCAGCGGUAUGAUGGUGACUGGAUGUCAGGCAAAAAAAAUAAUAAGUGCAAUUCAGGUUAGACAUGUUCUGUGAAAAUUCCACUAUGCUGACAACUUGACAGGUUGGAAAUAUAUAAAUAAAAAAGGUCUGGCACUUUUCUUUAGACCAGUAAUAGUAAAAAAAAAAAACACACAUGUGGAACUGGCUAAUAGUUCUAAAUAAGGGAAUUUAAGUAAUAGGCACUCACAAGCUCUUUUUUCAGCCAGAGGUAAUCACAGACAAAAGUACAGAAAGGUAUGAAAUGAAAUGAGUGAGAAAUAACCAGUGCCCCCCGUUGUAAUUUAAUUUACCUGGGCUCCUCUGUGUGCCAGACUCGGCCUUUGCGGUAGGUCAAGCUUAAGACGGAUGAAUGGGGAAGGGAAAGGUCACCCCUGCUGAAGUGUGCCACCAAGUCCUCCCAAGAGUGGAAGGAGCAUUUCCACAUCAAGAAGUCCCCAACUCCUUCAUCUAAAUCACCUUGAACGCUAUAAAUAAUCUAAAACUCGGGUCAACGUAGGCAUUUCCCUGUAAGACCCAAUGAAACCUCACCUUGUGCAGCACUGGAACAAAUGGUUGGUUUAAAUGCGGAAGAAAAACGAGCGCUUCCCCCCUUUCCCCACAUCCCAUAAAUCCUGUAGUUGCCAGCGUUCUGCCAUCUGACUUUACAAGUAAAUGCGAUCGUCUCAUCUAAGACGGACAGCUCACCGAAUGAGCUGUAAAAUCCAUGAUGCAACUCUUCCGGUUCGUGUUGGAAAGGAAAAUAAUGACCCGGGCUUUAUUUCGAUACCGUUGUUAGGGUGAAGAUGUCCUUAAAUGAAAUCCUUACAAUUUUCUGUAAUUCUCUUUCUGUUGCUAUUUACUAACCUCUGGAUUUCUGACAAAAGUAUCUAUUUUCUUACACACCAUUUGCCCCAAAAAACCUACGCAGCUUUCUACCCUAC
This is a messenger RNA of Scleropages formosus (Asian bonytongue), 7207 nucleotides long. It is a transcript of the gene chl1b, whose product is annotated as cell adhesion molecule L1-like b. Gene Ontology annotation, biological process: brain development; axon guidance; cell-cell adhesion. Lineage: Eukaryota; Metazoa; Chordata; Actinopteri; Osteoglossiformes; Osteoglossidae. Gene Ontology annotation, cellular component: axon; plasma membrane. Bases 251 to 4150 code for a protein of 1299 amino acids. The transcript is spliced from 32 exons. Gene Ontology annotation, molecular function: cell-cell adhesion mediator activity. The record is from RefSeq and is a predicted model, not a curated record.